GACGGGGAGAAGCCUACGAAAUCGAGGGCUUGUGAGGCUAAAAUCUGCAAACAUGGAGGCCCAGUGUGGAGGUGCCUCAGAGAACAACACCCGUUUGUCAACAACCAGUCAAGGAUAUGUUUUGCCAGAAGGAAAGAUCAUGCCAAACACAGUAUUUGUUGGUGGAAUUGAUACAAGGACGAAUGAAGCAGAAAUUCGGAGUUUCUUUGAACGAUAUGGUGCUGUGAAAGAGGUGAAAAUAAUCACUGACAGAACUGGUGUUUCCAAAGGGUAUGGAUUUGUAUCUUUCCUGGACAACGUUGAUGUUCAGAAAAUAGUGGAAUUGCAAAUUAACUUCCACGGCAAAAAGCUGAAACUGGGGCCAGCGAUUAGGAAGCAGCAAAACUUAUGUUCUUAUGUGGAUCCGAGACCAUUAGUCUUUAAUCCUCCUGUACCACAGUUCCAUAGUGUAUGGGGAAAUCAAAAUACAGAGACAUACAUGCAGCCUCCAGCUGUAAUGAGCCCAGUAACCCAGUAUGUUCAGACAUACCCAUACUGCUCACCAGCUGUAUUGAUACAGCAGCAAGUUCCUGUAGCUUAUCAGCCAGCCUACAACUACCAGGUUCAACCACAGUGGCUUGCUGGGGAGCAAAGAAACUAUGUUAUGCCUCCGGUUUAUACUUCAGUAAGCUACCACUGCACUGAGGAUCCAGAAUUUAUACAGACAGAAUAUGCUGUUCCAGAGCCCACACAGUCGUCUGCUAAUAGUCCACAAAGGAAGUCUGUGGACAGGAGCAUACAAACAGUAGUAUCCUGUUUGUUUAAUCCUGAGAACCGUCUGAGGAAUACUGUUGUAUCUCAAGAAGACUACCCUAAGGAGAGGAAGGCACAUCACUUCAGAAAAGGAAGAGCAAUACUCAAAAGUAUUUGAUCAAUGAAGGCAGAAUGUGAAAGUAUUUGAUCAACAAAAGCUUCAAAGUGUCUAAAUUCAUUGACUUGAUGUUACUACAGUUCAGUUUAGCAAUGCAGGAUGAUGUUUUUUCAGAAGGUUGCUUCAAGUUGAAGUUUGUUUUCUGUUCUGCCUGUUUCAAUACAGUUGGCUUUACUUGAGUAGUUUGAAGUUUAAAGUUGUAAGAGUUGACAAACUUGCAUGUUUUAUUAAUUGUUUGCAUGCUUCCCCUUAUACCUAACUGGCACGUUAAAGAGUUCAUAUUGAAAAAACACUUGGUUUGUUUGCAUGUGGAUUUUCUUUUGAGUUCUAAGAUACAGUUUGCAUGUUACACCUAUUUUUUGUUAAACCAGUUUUAAGUGACUAAUCCUGACGGGUUAUCUCUUGCAGUUAAAAAUGGAAGUAGUUAUUUGCCCAAGAGGUUGUAUUUUAAAACUGAGCUCUUAACCAGUGAAGUGGAAGACGUCAAGUUGUAACUCAGCUGAAGCCCUUAAAGUCCUGGUUGUCUUAGACUACCUAAUCAAUGUGGUUAUGUUCAUUAAUGACAGUUUAUGUACCUGCAGUCUUGACCAUCAAUACUAGCUUUGGGAGAGUAAUUAGGAGAAUCCUUAAAAUUCCUAUCUCUAACUUAAGAUGCAAGUAUGUAAUUAGCUCUAUUGGCUACUCAGUAGAGUAUGCUUUUUUACUUGACAAAUUUUAGCAAUACCUGCAUGUUAAAAUUGUGAGAAAAUGCUGCCUUUAAAAUAUGCCUUUAUGUGAUGCAAACUGUUAAUCAAAGAAUAUCUGUAAGACUUUUAAUAAUAAUGUAGAUUUUAGUUGUGUAUUUUGAAACAAUUAAAAUAAAUUUUUAUUUUGA
This is a messenger RNA of Neopsephotus bourkii (Bourke's parrot), 1784 nucleotides long. RefSeq names its product deleted in azoospermia like (gene DAZL). The record is from RefSeq and is a predicted model, not a curated record. Gene Ontology annotation, molecular function: protein binding; mRNA 3'-UTR binding. Bases 53 to 910 code for a protein of 285 amino acids. Lineage: Eukaryota; Metazoa; Chordata; Aves; Psittaciformes; Psittacidae. The transcript has 11 exons.